This is a messenger RNA of Prunus persica (peach), 1422 nucleotides long. Its product is annotated as abscisic acid receptor PYL12. Gene Ontology annotation, cellular component: cytoplasm; nucleus. Gene Ontology annotation, molecular function: signaling receptor activity; abscisic acid binding; protein phosphatase inhibitor activity. The record is from RefSeq and is a predicted model, not a curated record. Lineage: Eukaryota; Viridiplantae; Streptophyta; Magnoliopsida; Rosales; Rosaceae. The transcript has a single exon. Gene Ontology annotation, biological process: abscisic acid-activated signaling pathway. The coding region runs from base 649 to 1194 and encodes 181 amino acids.
UUGUGUGUGAUUCUUGAAUAUUGUGACGUGGUAUGACUCGUCCACGUGGCCAUAUUAUAAUAUAGUUAACUGCAAUUAGGUUCAUUUGCUUAGUUGGAUGACAGCGAAUGUAUACAGCUGGAAGAGUGAACUACGUAUAUUUGACAAUUGUCACGCAGGCUCUUUGCUGACAUGUCAAGAUAUGGUCCACAUGGACACAUCUUGCCAUCAUUGCUGACAUGUCAAGAUAUGGUGGUCCACUUGGACACAAGCGUUAAACGAAGAGAACCUGUCCUUCACAUAAAGAUGAAAGUUUUUAGUCUGAGAAUCGGGAAGUAAUAAGGCUUCGCAAAAGACAAGCGAAUACUAGAAACAAGAAACGAGCACAUGAAAAGCACAUGAGAAAGCACAGUCCAAUCCAAUGGCAACUUGGCAAGGGCUAACUUAGACGCCAAGCACACAAUUCAUCAAAAACUCCAAGUCCCAAGACAUCCUUAAGCCUGCCAUGAGAAGCCAAACUUUCUUUGUUUUUCAUGAAGUAACUAACCACACACGGAUGUGAGCAAACCAAAACCACCGCCCUUACCUUCUUUAUAUAUAACCCUAAACUCACAUUGUCUCCAACCUCAACAGCAAACAACGACUUGUCACCUGAAGCCUUGGCUUGAGAUGGUGGUAUUUUAUCCAACCCAAAAGCAACAAACCCCAACCAAAACACAGCUCAUGAUCAGCAGCUACCAUAGCCACACUCUGUUACCAAACCAGUGUGGCUCGAGCCUUGUCCAAACCAUCGACGCCCCGCUGCCCCUGGUCUGGUCCGUCCUCCGCCAAUUCGACAACCCUCAAGCCUACAAGCAGUUCAUCAAGAGCUGCAGCAUGCGUGCCGGCAAUGGAGGCAUCGGAAGCAUCCGGGAAGUCGUGGUUAAAACCGGCUUGCCGGCGAAAACCAGCAUGGAGAGGCUGGAUGAGCUCGACGACAACAUGCAUGUCAUGCAUUAUAGCAUUGUUGGUGGAGAUCACAGGCUUGCAAAUUACAGUUCUACCACUACCGUGCACGGAGAAGAGGAAGGGAAGGCUGUUGUGAUUCAGUCGUAUGUGGUGGAUGUGCCUGCCGGGAGCAGCGAGGAGGACACUUGUUUGUUUACUAAUACGAUCAUAGGCUGCAAUCUUAAGUCGCUGGCUAAAGUCACAGAAAAGAUGGCUGCUAAUAAUUAAUUAGCUUGUAGGCUUAAAGGGUUUUUAAUCUUUUUUUGGUUAGAGGUUAAAGCUGGUAAUUGUAAUUACUUAUAUUUGAGAGUUGAGAAGGUAGCUUCCCCAUUUGGCUUGUUACAUAUUUUGUGCAUGGGUAGUGCGGUUGAUGUUGACUUCUUUCUUGUUGUAAUAAAUAUGUGAUUUUAGAGUUACUCUGCGCGUUAAGAAUCUUCAUAUGAUAGUAUACAUUUU